This is a messenger RNA of Callithrix jacchus (white-tufted-ear marmoset), 8024 nucleotides long. It is a transcript of the gene SH3PXD2B, whose product is annotated as SH3 and PX domains 2B. Gene Ontology annotation, cellular component: cytoplasm. NCBI's taxonomy places the organism in Eukaryota, Metazoa, Chordata, Mammalia, Primates, Cebidae. Gene Ontology annotation, biological process: superoxide anion generation. The record is from RefSeq and is a predicted model, not a curated record. Gene Ontology annotation, molecular function: protein binding; superoxide-generating NADPH oxidase activator activity; phosphatidylinositol binding.
CCCAUCACUCCGCGUCCCCCGCACCCGCGCUCGGCCCGCGGCGGGCGGAGGAGCGGCCAUGCCGCCGCGGCGCAGCAUCGUGGAGGUGAAGGUGCUGGACGUGCAGAAGCGGCGGGUGCCCAACAAGCAUUAUGUCUACAUCAUCCGGGUCACGUGGUCCAGUGGCUCCACCGAGGCCAUUUACCGGCGCUACAGCAAGUUCUUUGACCUCCAGAUGCAGAUGUUGGACAAAUUUCCCAUGGAAGGAGGACAGAAGGACCCUAAGCAGCGGAUCAUUCCCUUUCUGCCAGGUAAGAUUCUCUUCAGACGAAGCCACAUCCGGGACGUGGCUGUCAAACGCCUGAUACCAAUUGAUGAAUACUGUAAGGCCCUCAUCCAGCUGCCCCCCUACAUCUCUCAGUGUGAUGAGGUACUGCAGUUCUUUGAGACAAGACCUGAAGACCUGAAUCCCCCUAAAGAGGAGCACGUCGGGAAAAAGAAAUCUGGAGGUGACCAAACCUCAGUGGACCCCCUGGUCCUGGAGCAGUAUGUGGUGGUGGCCAACUACCAGAAGCAGGAGAGUUCAGAGAUCAGCCUCGGCGUGGGGCAGGUGGUGGACAUCAUCGAGAAGAAUGAGUCAGGUUGGUGGUUCGUCAGCACUGCCGAAGAGCAAGGCUGGGUCCCUGCAACGUGCCUCGAAGGCCAGGAUGGGGUGCAGGAUGAGUUUUCCCUGCAGCCUGAAGAAGAGGAGAAGUACACAGUUAUCUACCCGUACACAGCUCGGGACCAGGAUGAAAUGAACCUGGAGAGAGGGGCUGUGGUGGAGGUCAUCCAAAAAAACCUGGAAGGCUGGUGGAAGAUCAGGUACCAGGGCAAAGAAGGCUGGGCCCCUGCCUCCUACCUAAAGAAAAACAGUGGGGAGCCCUUGCCCCCAAAGCCAGGUCCUGGCUCACCCACCCACCUGGGUGCCCUUGACUCGGAUGGUGUUUCCCGGCAGCAGAACGCAGUGGGCAGGGAGAAGGAGCUGCUCAGCAGCCAGAAGGAUGGGAGGUUUGAAGGCCGCCCGGUGCCUGACAGCGAUGCCAAGCAGAGAUCACCAAAAAUGAGGCAGAGACCCCCUCCUCGCCGGGACAUGACCAUUCCUCGAGGCCUCAAUCUGCCAAAGCCGCCCAUCCCGCCUCAAGUAGAGGAAGAGUAUUACACCAUCGCCGAGUUCCAGACAACCAUCCCAGAUGGCAUCAGCUUCCAGGCAGGCCUGAAGGUCGAGGUGAUCGAGAAAAACUUGAGUGGCUGGUGGUACAUUCAGAUUGAAGAUAAGGAAGGGUGGGCCCCGGCAACCUUCAUUGACAAGUACAAGAAAACCAGCAAUGCCUCGAGACCCAACUUUCUGGCUCCCCUGCCCCACGAGGUGACCCAGCUCCGGUCGGGGGAUGCAGCAGCGCUAGAGAACAGCAUGGGCAGUGAAGCCACGGGCCCCUCCCGGCCCCUGCCUGAGGCACCACAUGGAGCCAUGGACUCAGGGUUGCCAUGGUCUAAAGACUGGAAGGGCGGUAAGGAGGUCCUGAGAAAGACAUCUUCAGACAUGUCUGCGUCAGCAGGCUAUGAGGAGAUUUCAGACCCCGACAUGGAGGAGAAGCCCAGCCUCCCUCCACGGAAAGAAUCCAUCAUCAAGUCGGAAGAGGAGCUGCUGGAGCGGGAGCGGCAGAAGACGCAGCAGCUCCGGGGCCCCGCCCCCAAGCCUCCGGGCAUGAUUUUGCCGAUGGUUCCAGCCAAGCACACCCCUCCAGCCCGGGACAGUAGGAGGCCGGAGCCCAAACCUGACAAAAGCAAACUGCUCCAGCUGAAAAAUGACAUGGGGCUGGAGUGUGGCCACAAGGUCUUGGCCAAGGAAGUGAAGAAGCCCAACCUGCGACCUGUCUCCAAAUCCAAAACUGACCUGCCGGAGGAGAAGCCAGAAGCUACUCCCCAGAAUCCCUUCUUGAAGUCCAGACCUCAGGUUAGGCCAAAACCAGCUCCUUGCCCCAAAACAGAGCCACCUCAGGGUGAAGACCAAGUCGACAUCUGCAACCUCAGGAGUAAGCUCAGGCCUGCCAAAUCCCAGGACAAGUCACUGUUGGAUGGGGAGAGCCCCCAGGCAGGAGGGGGUCAAGAUGUGGCCUUCAGCCGAAGCUUCCUCCCAGGAGAGGGGCCCGGCCGAACCCAGGAAAGGACAGGCAAACCAGAUGGGCUCAAUCCAAAAGAGAUGUCCUGCAGAGCCUUUCCAAGGCCAGCCAAGACCACCGAUCCUGUGUCUAAGAGUGUGCCUGUUCCUCUCCAAGAGGCUCCCCAGCAGAGACCUGUGGUCCCACCCCGGAGACCACCCCCUCCGAAGAAAACCUCUUCGUCAGCCGGGCCUCUCCUAGAGAUCAGAGGUCCACAGCGUGAAGCCCACGAAAGCAGGGCCGCUCCCACCCCAGGCCAUGCUCUCCAAGUCCCUCCAAAAGCCAAACCUUUUCUCUCCAACUCUUUCGGGGGCGAGGAUGAUAUUCGAAGCAAAGGCAGCCUGGGCCCACGGGGGACCGGCAAGAUUGGAGAAAACUGGGAGAAAGCAGCUGUAGCCUCCGUCCCCAGUGCCGAUGGCCUGAAGGACUCUUUGUAUGUGGCCGUGGCCAGCUUUGAAGGAGACAAAGACACCAGCAGCUUCCAGGAAGGGACGGUGUUUGAAGUCCGGGAGAGGAAUAGCAGUGGCUGGUGGUUCUGCCAGGUCCUGAGUGGAGCCCCUUCUUGGGAAGGGUGGAUUCCUUCCAACUAUCUUAGAAAGAAGCCGUAGCCAACUCCCUUUCUGCCUCGAGGGCCUGCUGGUCCUUGCUGGCUUUACCACAUAUUUAAUACACCUCUUAAUUUAUCAUUCUCCACGCAGCUUCCAAGGCAGACAGACUCUGGGAUACCAUGGCUUCUUGCCUCCCCUGGGCAGAGAGUUUCAGAUUCCUCGAGUGCCCCUGGGUCUGAUCCCUCCCAUCACAGCAUUCCUGGAGGCUCAGCAGCCACAGACCUUGCUUUGUGUCCAUGUCAGCAUCCCUGCCUUAAGAGAACUCCUGGCCAAUGGCAUUGCCACCCAGCAGUGGGACCAGGACUCUCCAAGGCCUCCAGGACUGGAGCCCAUCACCUGGAGAAACUCCAGCAAGGGUCUCAUGGCUUGGACAUGGCACCGUGAGGGGCAGCCCACCCAAUCCUUGAUGACUUGCUCCAACUUCAUGUUUCUAAAAGCCCAGAGGCUUUAUUCACUCUCCCUAAAAUCCCUGGUGCCAGCAAGACCGUUGUCCUGAAGAAGUCCAUUCCAUUGCCAGUCCCAGGGAAAGUGUCCUCCCCUUGGCCUCAGGCCUGUGCGCCUCUGAGGUUCCACUGGAUGCAGCUCCCCCAGGAGUGGGUCUGAAAGUCCGCUUGGCAACCCUGCCUCCCACCUUCUCUAUCUUGGGACCAUGGUCAGCCCUGAAGGGUGGUUCCAGCCCCGCGCAUGCCAUACUUUCCUGCUGUAGGCUCCAGUCCCGCUGGGGCUUCUCAAUAAUAAUUCCCUCCCCAGCUUCAAACAUUUCAUUUUUGCCUACCUAAAGCAAGAAUCUCAAAGUCUGUUUGAGUAAGAGGCCCACUCACAAGUCGUGCCCUCGUGAGCACCCUUUUGCUGAGUGACUCGGUGGUGCCAACCACUGUACUUGGCACUUUGCAUUCAUGUUUUGACCCUCACAACCUCCCUUGUGAUAUUAUAUCCCCUUUAUAGAUAAGGAAACUCAGUCCAUGUGAAAGGGACACACCAGCCAGGAAGAAGAGGGAAGAUGAUUUGAGUCCAGGCCUGCCUGACUUCAAUACCUGUGCCUUCCCCUCUAUAAAAGGCAAACCAGGCAGGAAAGAGAUAGAAGCCGGCUAGGUGCCAGAGCAGGUGGCCAAGUGGCUUCAUUGUGGUGGGGGUGAGGGGGCCUUCGUGGCUGCUCCCACACCCACCAUCCCUCUGGCCCACAGCAGCUUAUACCAAAGGCUGUCCUGGAUUCAAUAGCUGCGUCUUCAUAUCAGGAGAAUGCCAGGGUCCUGGUGGUUGGCACAGAGCCCUGUUCCCUGCUUCUAAGCUGUUGCCCAUGGGGAAUAGAGCUGAUGGAGCAAUGGGAGCUGAGAUGGCCUCACAGGCCGGCCUCGAGGGGCUAAGCAUAGCAUGCAGCAGUCCCAUAAGGAGACAGGGCACCCAGGGCCAGGCAGAGCUGCUUCCUGCACCUCUCUGGCAUUUGUCUUUUUUUUUUUUUCCUUUUUUCAUGCACCUACAAGUCUGUUUUCUCCCUGGAUGAAGCCCAGGGCAGAUGUGGUCAUCUAUCAAACUGAGGCAUGGAGAGGCAUGGCUGAGUCACUGCAAAAACAAAAUCAGGACCCAGCAUUUCUAGCUUCCAGCCCAGAGUAAGAGCAGAGCAGAACUCCUUCCCAUUCUACCCAACCGAGGUAGCCCUGCCUCACCCGAGAUCUCCAGUUCACAGUGUUCAUCUGCUGAGAUACUUUUGGACCCACAAACCCAGUGUUUUGGGGGGAUGCUCACUGUCUACGUGCAGUGCCAGAGGUUUUCUGGAACAGCCUUCUUCUGUCCCGCCACCCAGCUCUACCCCCUGCCACGUGGGCACUGGCUGCUUCUGCAUGAGAAGGAGCUUCCUCUGCUCACCUGUAACAUCUUUAGUCCCUUCCUCCAGUCGGCCUGCAAAUUCCACUCCCCAGAGAGGCUUGGGCAGGGCCCUGAGGCAUCUCUUGCAGGGCCCACUUGCCCCUGUGCCCAGAAUCUUGGGGACAGAUGGCAGCCAGGGGAAGAAGGGAGGCAGGGAAGGUCUGCCACCACUUGAGGGUCCCCCGCGAGAGGUGGCCCCAUGGCAGCUUUCCUGAGUUCUUGAUCCACUUUGGUUUAAACAACUUUUGUGACGCUAUGUGGGAUUUGACUACAUUUUUUUUUUUUUUUCAGAUAGGGUUUCACCCUGAUGGCCAGGCUGGUCUUGAACUCCUGUCUACAUUUCAAAAGGCAAAACUCACGGUUGUUUUUUUUGUUGUUGUUUUUUUUUUUCUGAUUUGCUCUUUGGCUUUCAGUGACAUUUUCAGGUAUUUUGUGAGUGCCUACCAUGUGCUAGGCACUGAGUAGACAGAUGUGUGUGGCUCCAUCCCUAGCUGGAAGAGCUUUGAGUUCUGUCUGCUGACUUCACUGAAGGAGUUUCUCUCUUGCCUCAUUCCUUCCUCCCAGGGGUCAGCUGGGUAGAAACAGACUUGCCCCACCUUCCUCUGGGCAGAACGUGUUCCUGCAAAUGAAAGAAUCUGCCUUUCUUUUUUGCUAUGAUGAUAACUAUUACUGUGACAUGAACUGUAGGUACUGAAGCCACAUUCCUCUCUGUUCACUGUGCUCUUGGCGGGUCCUGUCUAUGUCCUGAGGACAUCUGUGUCCAGCUCCUUUUCCUACAGUGCUAGACACUUCCCCAGGGAGUGGCAGUGGGUUGGUCUGGAUGGCCAGUCACUCUCCUCGCUUUCCUCACCUGGGACUUAGGUUUACCCCAUCCAGGACUGUGGUCGCUAUUCUUUGAACAACUGACAGGACAUACGCAGAACUCUCCUGGGGUCAUGGCUCUAGAAGGUGUCCAGGCCCAUCGUGACAGCUGUGCCAAGCACCGGGCCGGUGACCAGUGCCCAAACACACUCCUUCCUUUAAUCCUUGCAGCAAUCCUGUGAGGCGGAUAGGACCAGCCCUGAUCUAUAGUGAGAAAAUUAAGGUUCAGAGAGAGAGGUCACAUGGCCCAGCCUUGUCCAAAUAGUGGCCAAGCUGGGACUCAGAUCUAGGGUUUGGGUUUCUUUAUCCUUUGCCCACGACUUUUCCUCUGCCAUUCGCAGGGAAAUGUGCGUAGGGCUUCCAGGGAAUCAAGUGACCCUCCCUCUGAAUUUUGGUGUCUGUUCCCUCCACCUCUUGGUCACACAUUUCAGUAGGUCACAGGCCAAAUGGCAGCCCAAAAGGUGGGCAAAUAUUUUUUUUUCCUUCCCUUCACCCCUGCUUACCACCACAAUUGUGAUGACAAUCUACCUUACAUCGAAGGGCAAAGGGACAGCUGGUGGUACCUCCAAAAAUUUGGAAAAUCUGAGUCUUAGGACCACCUCUCGAUAAAAGAAGCCUUUGCUCACGUUUCUUUGCUCAGAAUCUUUCUUUACCAUUUGGUGGUGUAUAUCCUUGUCUCGGCUGAGACUUGGGAGAGCCGAGCUCCAGCUUAAACCGCUUUUAAUGGCCCUUCCCUAUCUGGGGACUGUCAGAGCCCAUGCCAGGUUACAGUAGUCAUUUUAAACCUCUACCAGAGAAUCCAUUUCCAAGGCAAUGUUCUUGGCCUUAAAAUAUUUGUGCCUGCUGGGGAUUUUAUUACCAGGUAGAAAAUGGGGGAACACCUGUGCCACAUUAAAAAGCAGGUGCUGAGUAUGCCAGGACUUGGGAAGGACCUUAGGCUGAGGAGUGGACAGUCUGGUAUUUAGCCUCUCCCAGGUACCCCUCACAGAGUGGGAAAAAGAAGAAACUGCUCCUGCCUUCCAAUAGCUGGCAACUUGGCAUCAAGAAAAAAAACAUUAGACCGGGUGUGGUGCCUCAUGCCUGUAAUCCCAGCACUUUAAGAGGCCAAGGCGGUUGGAUCACCUGAAGUCAGGAGUUCGAGGCCAGCCUGACCAACAUGGAGAAACCUCAUCUCUACUUAAAAUACAAAAUUAGCUCAGUGUGGUGGCGCAUGCCUGUAAUCACUGCUACUUGGGAGGGUGAGGCAGGAGAAUCACUUGAACCCGGGAGGCAGAGGUUGCAGUGAGCCGAGAUCGCACCAUUGCACUCCAGCCUGGGCAACAAGAGUGAAACUCCGUCUCAAAAAAAGAAAAAAAAAAAAAAUUGUAGCUGGGCUCCUGUCCUUUCAUUGUGCCCAGGUGUCUUACAUGUUGGGUUAAGCUGCCCCCAUGGAGGCCGUACCCUUCUCUUUGGACUGUGACAAUGGACACCAAACAGCCUGAACCAUGCGUGGCAGUCUUAUCCCCCAAGGGUUGUCCAGGCCCAAUGUGCAGGGCUUUUGUAUAGACUGCAGACAGCCAUACCUCACCACAGACCAAAGAUGACCUCGUGUCAGACUGUGGGCUGAUGAGAGGUAGAGCAGCAUGCAUGGAGGCCUGAGGGUGCAGGGCACCCUCCCUUGGCCUGGAGGAAUUGCUCCUAACUAGAAUAAGUUUCCACGAGGGUCCCAGGCAGAACCGCUGAGCUAGCCCUGGAGGCUCCACAGUCCUUGCCAGCUCAUAAACCUCCUUCAGAGCACCUUUCUACAGAACGGACUGCCCAGCUCCGUAGGGUGACGUCUGGUUUCUGGUGCUAUCCUGCCACGUUAUCGAGCUCCUCUUCGUGUUUCAACAUUCCAUCUUCCCGUUUCUAUCCUUGACUCCAAAGUAAGCCUUUUUAGCUGCAAUCAGGGAUGAGGGGCUCGAACUCUUUUGUCCUCAGAGAGGCCAACCACAGUGCCACAGCCAGUAGCCUUCACUUUCAGAUGUCCUAUUCAUGUAAAAAAGAAUAUGCCCCACCAGGCUUACAUCAGCAAUAAGCAAUUCCAAUGUAACAGUGGUGUCCAUAUUUUACCCCAGCGUGUGCCCUUGUAUGCCUUUGUGCCCGUGUAAUUGUUGUUAGCACUCCUUUUACUUAGAGGGGUGAUGAUAAACUAUGGUCACCUAGACUACAACCCAUAUUUCCUGCUUUGGGGAGCUUCCAAGUAACAGGUCAUUUCUUAUCUCCCUCUGGGAACAGUGGGCACUGCCCACCACCCGUGUCUGCUCAUAGGAUGACGCUGGAGACCCCCGUGCUCUACCCUCUUGGCAAAUUGGCAUUCUGGUGGUGGCUUUUGUUUCCUUUAACACUUUAAAUAAACGAUACAUAGGAUAUGAGGGGAGGGGUGAGAACAACUAGCUGUAGCAUGUAUAGGCUAUAUACUUUACCAUUAGACUUUUUUUCCCUUUUUUUUUUUAAAUAAAAGUGCUUGACUGGUUUCAAGCUUCAUCGAGAA